This is a messenger RNA of Aegilops tauschii subsp. strangulata, 1794 nucleotides long. RefSeq lists its product as uncharacterized. NCBI's taxonomy places the organism in Eukaryota, Viridiplantae, Streptophyta, Magnoliopsida, Poales, Poaceae. The record is from RefSeq and is a predicted model, not a curated record.
AGACAGCGCACGGCAACGACGCACCAUCAGUCACGCACCCUCCCACCCAAGUCGCCGACUCCCGCCGUCGCCGUCGCGAUCGCGGCGGCCGCCAGCAAUGUCUUGGCUCGCGCGCUCCAUCGCCAACUCCCUCCUCUCCCCCGACAGCCCCGAGGCCGACGGCGAAGACCCCCGCGCCUCCGGCUCCACCUCCCCGGGCUCACCCCCUCGCGGCGUCCGCGAGGACCUCUCGGAGCUCACUGACGCCCUCGCCCACCGGUUCCAGGGCCUCGCCUCCUUCCUCGCGGCGCCCACUCCCGCAGGAAACGGCGGUGCACCCCGCGGGCUGAACCCGGCCGAGAUUGCGGGACGCUUCCGCCUGGGGCUCGCGCGGCUCCCGGGCCGCCAGGCCGUGGCAGAUCUCGCCAAGAACGCCUCCUCUCUACUGCACCCGGACGAAUACUGGGGCGGGUCGGAGGCCGCCGGGGCUACCGAGGACGUGAUCGCCUUCGCGCGGGACGCCGCCAUGCGGCCCGAGCUCUGGCUGGACUUCCCCCUUCUCCCCGACGACGCGGACUCGGAUGAUUUUGACAUUAGUGAUGCGCAGCAAGACCACGCACUGGCCGUCGAGAGCAUGGCGCCGGAGCUGGCAGAUCUGAGGAUCGAACUCUGCCCAAGCCACAUGAGCGAGGGCUGCUUCUGGAAGAUAUACUUUGUGCUACUGCACCCUAAGCUCACAAAGGACGAAGCCGAGCUUCUUUCUACUCCUCAGAUUUUGGAAGCUAGAGAGAAGUUGUCACAAAAUUCGCAACAUCAGACAAAGCUAGAGAGCAACGAAGACACAGUGGCUCUGACUUUCAGUAAUACAGAUGGUACUGUACCUGUGGCUGUAGAGGUGGUCAGCGUAGUAAAAGAUCAAGAUGCUUCCGGCAGGCCCACAGCUUUGGGCAAUGUAGAUUAUGGUAUACUUGAAUCGAUUCCUCUGGAAGAGCUAGCAACAGAUACAGUCAGUGAUGCUGGAGCUGUUCCUUCAGAUAAAAUCAGCAGCGGCGUGCCUGUACAGCUUAUGCCGGUAUUAAGAGAUGCCACUGAGUUCUCACAAUCAAGGAUGGAAGAAACCAUUCACACUUCCUCUAAAGAACAUGCCACUGAGUUCUCACAAUCUAGCAUUGAAGAAAAAACACCCAACUCAAUUACAGAUGAUGCUGUAGCAAAUGAGCAGUGUGUACCAUUUGUAGACAGUGCUCCAUCGGAAGAAGAUCAACGGAAAUGGCCAUUGAGUGACCUCAGCAAGCAAUCAAGAGUUGUCAUUCAGAAGGCCCAUAGCGAUGACUGUGAUGAUGAUGAGGAUGAAUGGUUGGAAGAGGACACGGGUGGUCCAGGAAGCACGCACAUUCCAAUAGUAGGCGACGAUGAGGAUAUAUCUUUCAGUGACCUGGAGGAAGAUGACUGAUGUAUGAUAUCAAUGGUGAGCUUGGUUAUCACCGUCUUGGUGCUUCUGGUUUGAAACGAUAUGUAUAUGUGGGCUUGGGUUCUGUCCACUGUAUGGUAUCAUGGAUCUGCUAUGAUCAGUGCCCACUGCAGCAGGAUUGUUCACCUUCUGCUCUUAUCUCUGUGCCGCCAAGAUCAGUUUCGCGGUCUAGGUCUCCCUUGUGGCAACAGUGCCUGCUGUACAGUGUGUAGAGAGCACAUACUUGUGCAUGUGGUUGUUUGGAUCAACACUCUGAUUCUUGGAUCAAGUGUGUGUCCUGACAAUGAUGACGGAACUCGAUUAUUCUUAUGUUUCGGUAAAAAAAAGAAAAACAGUUAAUGUCA